AUGGCGCCAGGCCCCGGCCCGGCGUAUCCUGGCUACUAUGCCCCCCCCGGGGGCGCGUUCUAUCCGGCCGCAGGUCAGCCUCACCCCGGCCACUUCAUGCCGAUGGGAGCUGCCCCAGGCUACGGCGGCCCCUACCAGCACUAUCCGCAGCACUAUCCGCAGCAGCACCCGCAGUUCGGCUACCCGCACCCGCAAUUCGGCUACCCGCAGCACCCGCCCCACGGGCACAUGUAUGGUCCUGGCCCGGGUGCGGGGCCUGUGUCCGUGCGCCCCAGGGCGGAGGCGACCCCGCGGCCGGGGGGUGGCACCCGGCCGGGUGCUGGCAACCGGCCGGCCGCCGCUCCCGGGGCCGCUGCCACUAUCGAUACCUCCAAGCCCGAAAGGCCGAUCUCCCAGCAUAAUCUGAGCGGCACCGAGUGGCGCAUUGUCAACACCAGCCAUGGGCGUCGGUACUUCUUCCAUGUGCCGACCAAACAGUCCCACUGGAGUGUCCCGGCCGAGAUCCGCGACGCGGUCAUCGCGUAUGAUAUUGAGAAGAGCGGCGGGCUGUCAGAUGCCACGACCAAGGCCAGCGCCGAUGACAAGGACGCAGCUACUGGCACCAAUGGCGGCGAUGCGGAGGAUGCCCCCGACCGCCAAGAAGCUGCUGCGGCCCAGGAGCCUGGCGUCACUGGCGCCGAGGUUCAAGAGGCCCGAGACUCCCCCAUUGAAGAGCCCGAUGCCCCGAGUCAGGCUGCCGGCGAUCUUGAGGAUGCCUCUGUCGAGGAUGACUUCGAUGAGGCAGCCAUGCUGGCUGAGCUGGAGGCCGAGGCCGACUUCCGCGACGACUGGGAGGAGGCCGAGGCGGCCCAGGCGGCGGCGGUGGCAGCAUCAGGCCCGGGGGCGGCCGAGGUGGCCCAGCCCCAGUCCAUGGCCGGCGCCUUUGGCAUGGGACACGCGCCCGGGGGCCCCGUCAGCCGGCCGCGGGCACCUCACCCGGCCGAUCGGUAUGUGGCCUUCAAGGAGAUGCUCCGCGAUCGGGGGGUGUCCCCCUUCGCCGAUUGGGCCAUGGAGAUCCCCCACUUGAUGGCCGAUCCGCGGUAUCACACUGUCCCUUCGCUGAAGGAGAAGAAGAAGGCCUUCGAUCAGUACUGUCGCGAGGUCAGCCGGUCGGGCGGUACGCCGGCGGUCGCGGCGGCCCCCCCUCGUCCGGGUCCCACUCUCGAUGAGGAACGGGAAUUCCAGGCGCUGAUCCGGGAGCAUGAGGCCGCUGGUCGAGUCACGGCCGGGUUGACCUCCUUCCGGGAUUUUUCGCGCUGGGCAUCUGGCGACCCGCGCUUCGGUGAGCGUGAUGUGGCCGAGCGCCUGUUUGAGGAUUUCCAAAAUGAAGCCCGCCGGAAGAUGGGCUUGCCGGUGAUGGCCCCGAGCCGGGGAUCCGCCUCGGGCGUGGCUGGUUCGGCCGCCGGGCGGCCCACUUCCUCCAGUCGGCCGGCCCGGGACCCGAGCCACACCCUCUUGCGUCUGGGCGGCCGGCGGCCGAGCGCGCGCGAGCAGCGUUUCCACGAUGCCGAGGGCGGCUUCCUGGACCUGUUGCAUGAGCAUCUGGCACACUUGUUUGAGCCGGCGCCCAGUGGCGAGAUGGAGCCGAUUUCCUGGCCACGCGCGCGUCGGCGCCUGGAGGCGGAUGCACGCUUCGGUCGCCUGCUGGAUACGCAUGCCGACUUGGAUCCGGCCGAAGAGGCGGCCCUGGUCUCGGGCGGGGCGCCUGCGCCGGCUGCCCGGCUGUACGACCUAUUCAUGGCUGACCCGACGUCGCGAGUCCGGGCAGCGGAAUCGGCCACCGAGGCGGUGGAGCAACGCCAGCGCGAGGAGAGGCGCAGGCAGCGCGAGCACCUCGAGGCCCAGGCGCUGGCCAAGCGUGCCCGGACGGUGGAGGUCUCGCGCGCUCGCCAGGACCGUGCUGUGGGUGCCUCGCUUGAGAGUGCCACUCGGCGCCUGGCAGUGGAUACCUUCCGUGCCCUGCUAGUGGACUACAUCCGUGGCGGGGAGGACAUCGAGUGGACCUCCGAGCGCGAUUUGCUGGCCCGAGCGGAGGCGACCGCCCAGCAAUCCGAUGGGACUACACCGGGGCUGCACCCGGAUCUGGCCCGCCUCUUGCGAGAUAGCCGGUACCGGCAGCACUGCGCUGGGACGACGGUCCUCGGUGACUCGGAGCGUCGGGAUAUGCUGCAUGCGCAUCUGGCCGGCAUGACUUCCCGGCAUCGGCCGCAAUUCGAACGCAUGGUCCAGGCGAACCUGUCCAGCGGGGAGAUCAUUGUCUCGGACUUUGCCACCGCCCUCGGGAUGCUGACUAGCCGCGAGAAUCGGAGCUCCAGUAGCCGGACCGGGGCCCAGCGCAGCCUGGCCCUAUCGGUGGAUGAUCUCUUGCAGCGGGGCCUGCCGUUGGAAAGCUGGUUCGAGGAUUUGCAGCGCGUGGUGCUGAAUACCGCGUGGGAUGAGCUGCGCCAACUGCUGGACAGCAGCUCCUUCGUGGCCUUCCAGAUCGAGGAUGCCGUGUUGGCGGCCAUCAACCAGCAGCCGGGCUUGGCCACCAGUGGCGAGGGGGCCGACUCGGCCACCGGCGACGGGGAUAUCCUUUCGGCCCUGGAGGGGCAUGUGCCGACUGGGCGAGUUGGCGCCCCGCGGCCACGUCACGAUGACGACCCCGCGCGACCGAUUGUUGGCCUCUUCCACGCGGAUGGGACCCCGGUGGCCGGAUCGGCGCGAGAUGCCCCCGGUGCGGAUCCGGCCACCGGCGAGCAGGCUCCAGCCGAGAAGGAGAUCGACACGCGGACCAUUGCCGAGCGCGUGGAUACCCCCCUGCGUGAGGCCAUUGUGGCCAAGAUCGCCGCUGGCCUGGAGACCGAUGCGCGGUUUUCCAUCUUCUCGGCCGAGGGGUCGCUCAGCCACCAGCGGAUGGUUAUCUUGCGGGAGUUCGUCGAUGCGGCCAUCAACCGGAUGUCGAGCGAUCACUCCACGCGGCCGGUCAUUCAGCGCGUCGAGUGA
Molecule: messenger RNA, 3024 nt
Organism: Fonticula alba
Lineage: Eukaryota; Rotosphaerida; Fonticulaceae
Exons: 7
Coding region: 1-3024 (1007 amino acids)
Cellular component (GO): nucleus
Molecular function (GO): RNA polymerase binding; transcription coregulator activity
Source: RefSeq, a predicted model, not a curated record